UGCAACUUUGUUUUGAAUGUAACCAUUCAUAACGAACAGCCCUAGUGAUCGGAUGUAUUUUGUUUAUGUUAUAAUCAUUUUGGUGCUUGAACAUGCUAAACAUUUUUAUACGCAUUAUAUAACUACAGCGUUGUGGUUAGGAUUCAUCCUUUAUUAAGAUAACUAAACGCGAAAAUAAACAUUUCAAUUAUGAAUGUGAAUCAUUUCGUUCUGGAAAACGUGUGGUACUAAAAAUAUUUCAACGCCAUUUUGGAUGCUUUUAUUUCUUUAAUAUGCAGAUGUUUCACCGAAGAAUACUUAAAAGGACUAAAACAUUUCCGAAAUACGAAUGUCAACCAUUGAAGAUUAAAGAAAGUGUUGCCACCGUAGUAACCAUAAUGUGAUCAUUCAUAUAACAUUAUACCUAAAACAAUGGAGGACUACAAUAAACAUUUUAAUACACCCGGAAGCCAAAACUGGCUAAAAGAGUCGGUGGCGGUUAAUAUUACGAAACGUGGACUCGCUCCAUUCGCUUGUAAGGUUUGUGAUGACAUUCGUGUCGAAAAGUUAAAAAUAGCAUUAAAGCGAGUUUUGCCUGACCUCUGUGAGAACUGCUCCAUAGUUGAAGUAAUACCGUGUGACCCUAAUAACAACAUAUGUAAUGCAGGACACUGCCGUUUUCACAAGGGGCGAAUUUUUCGUCCGUGCCUCAUAAUUAAAUGUAACGAGUAUCGUUACACUGUUACCGAAAACAUCCAAAAAGGGAUCGAUUUAGGUUUCACUUGCAAUAGCUGCAGCACAAAGGAAAUCGUACAGUGUAUUCUAGGAAAUAAAGUCUGCAAUUCGGGAAGGUGCAAAUUCCAUAUGGACCAAAAUACAAAACUAGUUAUCCAAACCAGGCCAUGUCCGAGUAAGAUUUGUGAUACGCUCCGGGAUGCCAUAGAAUAGAAACACAGGUUUGGGAAUCCAUCAUGGAAAAACACCGAUGCAAGAAAAUGGUGUAUUAACGCAUGGGAUAUUGCUAAGUGCUUUAUGCCCCCAGAUGGCUAUGCAGAUGUUGACAAUGGGGACGACACUGAUUUGAACGGGAUAAUUAGUGUCUUCAUCAACUGUGAAGAAUUUCAAAAGUAUUUUACAGCUGACCUGUCGAAUCCAAAGAACAUAUGCGACAAGGUUCGUGACGUCGGAAAGCAUAUUCGCCAUGCUCCCGGGUUGGAGGUUACUGACGAUGACUUGAAAGUUCGGUUAACUGAUCUCAAGACCUUAUUUGCUGACCCAACAUUCAACAAAGAAAAUCCUCUUGCGCAAGAUGCACUUGACCAGCUGGAUCAGCUGGAGAAAGACAAACUUGUGAUUCGACCUUCUGACAUCGAAGCAGCCCUUGACCUUAAAAAAGUAGUCGUGGAGUUGGGAUCAGGAUUGGAGAGAAAAGCGUCGGCCCUUGGUGACGUGCUGGAUUGCAAGACAGAUGAAGGCGUCAAUGCUAUACAAGAUGCUAAAGACAGAGCCAUCCAAGACAUAAGUGGGUUGAGUGAGGAAAAACAGGCCUCAUUUAAAUCAGAUCUGAAUAAGACUCUCAUAAAAUAUCACCGGGAGAACAACUCAACGCUGACGCUUGGUCAUUUUCUUGAGACUAUAGAUGGACUCGACGACUUUUAUAUUCCGCCAAAUAUUAGUAUAGUUAUUCCUCAGUCAAUGCAGACAUACGAGACAUCAAAAGAACACACCACAAAACCUCUCGAGAAUCUGGAACAGUUGUUCAGCUCAAAAGGUAUCAUUAUUCUUACCGCAGACGCUGGUGUUGGAAAGACCUCAUUUUGUAAGUUUUUGGUUGCCUCGUGGUGUAAGGUACAAGAGGGAUCGGCCGAUGUGAAACCGAUGGUUAGUGGCACCCCAACCGUUCUUAGAGAUAUUGAGUACUUAAAAAAGUUCAUAUAUUUGUUUUACAUAAAUUUACUUGAAAACCAAUGCGAUAAAUUAGAGGAUAUCAUUUUCUCUCAUACGGAAUCAGUUGACACAAAAUUAACGCGGAGUAAUACUACUUUUGAUAAAAUAUUAGAUAGAAGAAUAGAAACUAUACCAUUCUAAUAACAUCGCGUCCUUGGAAACUUGCAAAUAUAAAUAUGCGCAGUAAAUAUACACAUGCGCAAAUUGACGCUAUGAAACAAGAUGUGUCGAAAGAACUUGUGAUUCGUGCGAACGAAUAUUUAAACAAGCAUUUCAAGACAUCAUAUGAGACCAGUGCCUUCGUACAUGCUGUUCAGAUUCAGCAUGUAGAAUCUCAUCUCCCAAAUCCCAUGUUUGCACUGCAGUUGUUAUGUGUUUACCACAACAAACGCAGUGAAAAUAAAACAUUUCCAACGAAUGACUAUGGCAGUAAAGAGUACUGCACAGAAUCAUAUUCUCACACGCAUGAAUUGACGAGCCUUGGUAAGACAAGAUCGCAUGUAUACGCGAACAUGAUAGAACUGAUGCUACGUAGUGCCGAAAAGAAAGAUAAAUCACUCGUACAAGGUCUAAGUGAGUUAUAUAAGACUAAUGAUCAAACACAUGCACUUCCCGAAUGUUUUGAUGAAAGAAAUUACACGUGCUGUGCUUUAGCAAAACUACUUGUCGAUGUUGGAAAACUUGCUGCCUAUUCACUCUUAGACGAUAAUAAAUCUUUAAUAGAAGAACACCGAAUAAGGAAACUUACGAAAGAUGAAACGACAGUACUUCUUAAAUCUGGACUUCUUUCGAACACAAGCCUGAAAACAAUAUCAGAAGAAAGACGUUUGUACACAUUUUUACAUCAGACUUAUAAGGAGAUGCUAGCCUGUGUGUUUCUAUCUUCGCAAGAUCUCGAUAGUGAUGUAUGGAAAAAGUUAAUAAAAAAAAUUGAUUGUGUUGUGUCA
This is a messenger RNA of Mya arenaria, 2873 nucleotides long. RefSeq lists its product as uncharacterized. The transcript is spliced from 4 exons. The coding region runs from base 1012 to 2067 and encodes 351 amino acids. Lineage: Eukaryota; Metazoa; Mollusca; Bivalvia; Myida; Myidae. The record is from RefSeq and is a predicted model, not a curated record.